AUGAGUGGCGUCGCAGGCAAUCCCAGACUUCAGCAUCCAUCAUCGUCGUCGUCGUCGUCACCGUCGCCAUAUUCUACAGACCAGUUUAAUUUACAUCACGACCAUCCUCAUCCUCAUCCUCAUCAUCCUCACCCAGAUGAUAGCAGUUACCAUCAUUUCCAACCGGAUCAUGAUCACAAUAGAACACAGAACCCCCAUACCCACCACUCUGAUAUGCCUGGCCGAAGAUCAGGGACCAUUGAAGUCCCUGCGACUCAGCGAAUGCUAGCUGCUUGCAGUGGCAGUCUUCUAACCUCUCUUAUAGUUACGCCCCUUGACGUCGUCAGAGUCCGUCUCCAGGCUCAAUCACAUACCCCACCACCGGCUGCCGCAGCCAAUACAUCCACCACAUCCGCUGUCCUCCGUUCCCACCGUCUACCAUCCCAACCAUUCUCUCUCCCAACAGCAGCACAUAUCUCCCGUCCCAUCUCCGACUUAGGCGUAACCUCCUGCUGCCGUGAGGUCUUCUGGGUUUCUUCUACAAACGAGCUGUGCCUCGCAUAUCCUACAAUCGGGAAUACCGUUCCCGGGUCUUCGUCUCUUACAAAACCGUCUGUAGACGCUGCGUCAUGCCUUAUCGAAACAACCUCUUCCCAUAGGUUUACGGGAACUUGGGAAGGUCUUGUGAAAAUCGGGAGAAAUGAAGGUCUACAAAGUUUAUAUCGUGGUCUAUCACCCACAUUACUCAUGUCGAUUCCCGCCAAUGUGAUCUAUUUCACGGGCUAUGAAUCGCUACGGUACUCAAAUAAAUCGCCACUAUCGAAAUUAUCGGAUAACAUGGCACCUUUAAUAGCUGGAAGUCUGGCAAGAACAAUAGCGGCGACUGUAAUCGCUCCGAUGGAACUGUUCAAGACAAGACUGCAGGCUGCGGCACAUCCUAAGCCUGGAAGCCAAGCAGCAGCGGGAAACAGUGUUUCGGCAUUUCGGAGCACAAUCGAUAGUGUUAGGAGUAUGGUUGCGCAACAAGGUGUGACGUCAUUAUGGCGAGGACUGAUGCUAACAUUGUGGAGGGAUGUUCCAUUCUCCGGUAUAUAUUGGUGGGGGUAUGAGACUGUCCGUGCGUUCCUGGCAGAGGAGAGGUACGGACGAGCUCACCAUCUCGGGCCGAUCGAAAGACAUCGAAACAUAGAUAAUGAAACGUUGGCUAAGGAGGAGGAUAAGGCCACUUUCAUUGAUUCGUUUGUUUCGGGAGCUACUAGCGGUGCUAUAGCUGCAUUUGUGACGACGCCGUUUGAUGUUGGCAAAACUAGAAGACAGGUGUGGAGGGCUUCUGGUGACGCUGCUACUGCUGGGGGGUCUACAACGGCAGCAGCAGCGAUGAGUAGCGAGGGGAGUAUGCCGAAGGUUUUGGCUGAGAUAUAUGGUCAUGAGGGAGUUAGAGGUUUGUUUAGAGGAUGCAUCCCUAGGAUGUUGAAGGUUGCACCGGCAUGUGCAAUCAUGAUUUCGAGUUACGAGAUUGGAAAGAAAGCUGCGAUGAGGAUAAAGGAGCAGGAAGAGAACUAG
Molecule: messenger RNA, 1542 nt
Organism: Orbilia oligospora ATCC 24927
Lineage: Eukaryota; Fungi; Ascomycota; Orbiliomycetes; Orbiliales; Orbiliaceae
Exons: 2
Coding region: 1-1542 (513 amino acids)
Biological process (GO): mitochondrial transmembrane transport
Source: RefSeq, a predicted model, not a curated record